AUGUCUAAUCCCGCAUCUGACUUAAAGUGCACUACCAUGCUUUCUCCCAAAGAAAAGCAUGACAAGAUUAUCCGGGCCACAGACCUCGAUGCGCUCAGCUGCAGGGCCAGCGCCAAUCGGAAAGGCUACUUUGUCCCGCCGGACAUCCAUAUUGACGAAUUGAUCCGGUCUUACCAGCAAAAUCUCCCCUUCUGUGAAGGAUACACAAAACUUUCCGCCGGGCGGCUUCUCCGGGCGUUGGAAGAGCCCAAGUUUCCCUUGAUCAACCGAGGAACGUACUUGCGGACAGAGGCGAUCAACAGGGUCGUUGAGUGUUUUGUUGUGGCGCAUCCGAAGUGCCAGAUCGUUUCUCUAGGCGGCGGCUCCGAUACCCGAUGCUUUCGGGUUUUGGAAAGCAAACACGACGUGGUGUACACGGAAAUCGAUUUCCCGGAGUCGACGAAAAUCAAAAAGUUGGCGGUGGCCAACUCGCCGCAGCUCCAGAAGAUUGUAGGGCUGUCUCUUUCGCCUACAGUGGUCAACUCGAAAGCAGAGUUUUCCGCCUUGGAUCCGAGCCUCCACACGCCUAGAUACCACUUGGUCGGGCUAGAUUUGCGCACGCUAAAAGAAGCAGGCAGUGCAAACAGCGGGCUCGAUUUUUUGGAUCCAGAAACGCCUACUUUAGUUAUCAGCGAGUGUGUUCUCUGCUACUUGAGCCCCGAAGACAAUGAACAGGUUAUUUCCUUUUGGAAAGCUUUGUUACGGAAACCGUCGUUUGUUGUGUAUGAGCCAAUGGCCCUUGACGAUGCUUUUGGCGAAACCAUGGCCCAAAACUUGCGUAACCGAGGGAUUGAUCUCCAGGCAUUUGAAAAGUUUCCAAAUCUAGAGUCCCGCAAAGUGUUUUUCCAACAGCUAGGUCUUGCGUCCGUGCUCACCGACAUGUCUCGUGUGGGAGGAUAUUCCGAGGGAUCGUGGUUCGGUCCGUUGGAUCAGCAGAGGAUCUCCCGUCUCGAAAUGAUCGACGAGGUGGAAGAGAUUCGUCUUCUUCUUCAACAUUACUGCCUUAUAUGUGCGGGUAUCACAGUCGAGGAGUUUUCGGGGCUCGAUUGGGCCCUCUGA
Molecule: messenger RNA, 1098 nt
Organism: Clavispora lusitaniae ATCC 42720
Lineage: Eukaryota; Fungi; Ascomycota; Pichiomycetes; Serinales; Metschnikowiaceae
Product: leucine carboxy methyltransferase
Biological process (GO): C-terminal protein methylation
Molecular function (GO): protein C-terminal leucine carboxyl O-methyltransferase activity
Source: RefSeq, a predicted model, not a curated record